This is a messenger RNA of Podospora pseudocomata, 1383 nucleotides long. RefSeq lists its product as uncharacterized. The coding region runs from base 1 to 1383 and encodes 460 amino acids. NCBI's taxonomy places the organism in Eukaryota, Fungi, Ascomycota, Sordariomycetes, Sordariales, Podosporaceae. Gene Ontology annotation, cellular component: late endosome; cytoplasm. The record is from RefSeq and is a predicted model, not a curated record. Gene Ontology annotation, biological process: retrograde transport, endosome to Golgi. Gene Ontology annotation, molecular function: oxidoreductase activity. The transcript has 3 exons.
AUGGAGGAGCAACAGAAAAGAAAUAUUGUUAUUAUCGGGGGCGGUAUUAUCGGAUGCACGACGGCCUACUUCCUAACACGGCAUCCCAAGUUCAAUCCGAACCUUCACACGAUCACUCUACUCGAAGCAACGGCGAUUGCUGCUGGCGCAUCCGGAAAAGCUGGUGGGCUCCUGGCGCUAUGGGCCUACCCGCAAUCUCUGGUUCCAUUAUCAUACCGACUACACAAAGCGUUGGCAGAGGAGCAUAAUGGCGCCGAGCGCUGGGGAUAUAGACGAGUAGGAUGUGGGUCUAUCACAGCGACUGUUACUCGAGACGACCUCCUCGCUAGAACCAAGACGAACCCAACACCCUCGUCACCUGUGAAAGGAGAGCAAAAUGGAAAUGGGGUGGCUACAAACAGUCAAAACAAUGAUGCUCUUCCGAUACAGAGCUCAGUGGCCGGUGACCCUGCCCAGGGCGACAAAGAAUCAGACUGGCAAAAGCUCCCGAAGCAAGACGAAGAUGCCACUACCCUGCUCAAGCCUUCUGUUCUACCGCAAGAUCUCGACUGGUUCGACUCUACAGUCGUUCAACACUAUCAAGAGAUGGGUCAACCUGGAGCAACCGAAACAGCACAAGUUCAUCCUUUUCAUUUCACUACCUCAAUUGCCGCCCUCGCUCAACAAAAGGGAGUUGAUUUCCGAAUAGGCGCAAAGGUCACUCGUCUCAAGUACAACAGCGAGAAAACAAAGGUUAUCGGGCUACAGUACGAAGACAGAAACAGCAGCGAAGUUGUUGAUCUGGACAAUGUGACAGAUGUAGUUGUAUCUGCCGGGCCAUGGACAGGCAAGAUCCUGCCUAGAACCAAGAUUGAAGGAUUGAGGGCACAUAGUGUGGUUUAUGAGGUAGAUGUGACGCCGUAUGCUGUCUUUACCGACAUUGUGCUGCCAACAGACUUUGUGCCUGAGCAUCGGGCGAGAAAGGGGCAGAAGAGGAAGCAUAAGCGGAAUGUUGAUCCGGAGGUGUAUGCUAGACCUUUUGGUGAGGUAUAUGCUUGUGAUCCUUCGAUCCCUCUUCCAGAAACUGCAGACUUGGUGCAGUGCGACGAAGACCAAUGUGAUGACUUGACUGCAUAUAUGGGAACCGUUUCGCCUAUCUUGGCGAGUGCUCCCAUCAAAGCGAAACAGGCAUGCUAUCUGCCAAGGCAUAUGAGGUUUGGCACGGAGCGUGACCCAGUCAUUGGGCAGUCUUACGUGAAGGGGUUGUGGAUCGCUUCCGGGCAUACAUGUUGGGGGAUUCAGAACGGUCCUGGUACUGGGUGUUUGAUGGCUGAACUGAUCCUGGAUGGUGAAGCAAGGAGCGCUGACAUUACAGAGCUCGAGCCGAAGAAGUAUAAGGUCUAA